AUGUUUACCUUGCCUGUUUACAGCACCCCCUUUUCAGCAAUUGUAAUUUUGACCGAAAACAUGAUGCGCCAAAACUCACUGCAAAGUAUAGAGACCACGAUAUCAGACGCCAUUGACAGUGACGAUCAAUUGUCCGGAAUACUGUGGCAUAUGACGAGGGACCGCGAGAGAUCUUACUCCUCGUCUCCACCGAUCAAAGAGGAAAUGAUAAAAGAUGAGUUUCCCAACGUUCAGUGUAUUCUAGAGACACCUCAAAAGAGGAAUGGACACGAAGGAUCCCUGGAACUGUCCCCGGCAGACAAUGAGAAAGACCAAUGCAUCCAAGUACAAUUACCCUUAAAAUUGGAAAGAAGACUCAAAAUACAACGAACCGAAUCAAUACGUUCUGACGAAGAUACACAGAGUGUAAGAAGUGUAUCAGUAAAUACCGAUUUUGGGGAUGACCAACUGUCACAUGAAAGACCUUCGCCAAAACCACCAAGCCAACUGUUCAAAGCUAUUAUCACGACAAAGCUGAGACCUGUGCCCAAAGGAGCGCCCCGUACGGUCGAGAGAAAAGGGCAGUACACUAUCAGAAAAGGGGUGCGUAUCCGAGACUACAGGCUUCCUGGCCCUAACCCGUGGCCACGUGCGUCUCCCUCAAACAGCCUAGAAUACCAAUGUCGUGACGGGUUCAACGAGAAAGAGGCGUCUUUAGGAUACCCUCAGCCGAUGGUCGCCUGGAAAAGAAGGGCUAUGUACAAAGAAGAAGCAUGGGAACACGACAGGCCACAUCUACAGAGAAGCCCAUCCCUGGGAGCCCUGAAUCCCGUAUGA
Messenger RNA from Fusarium pseudograminearum CS3096, 816 nucleotides. RefSeq lists its product as uncharacterized. NCBI's taxonomy places the organism in Eukaryota, Fungi, Ascomycota, Sordariomycetes, Hypocreales, Nectriaceae. The record is from RefSeq and is a predicted model, not a curated record. The transcript has 3 exons. The coding region runs from base 1 to 816 and encodes 271 amino acids.